This is a messenger RNA of Oncorhynchus gorbuscha (pink salmon), 1520 nucleotides long. RefSeq lists its product as uncharacterized. The transcript has 3 exons. Bases 263 to 1072 code for a protein of 269 amino acids. The record is from RefSeq and is a predicted model, not a curated record. Lineage: Eukaryota; Metazoa; Chordata; Actinopteri; Salmoniformes; Salmonidae.
UAAAUGCAGACAUGAAAACACACGAAGUCCAGAUCAAGGUUCUAAUAACAACGUUUCAGUUUUGUUUUCUCAGCUUGAACCCAUGGUAGUCCCUCCUUCUGUUACCUAGGCAACUAUCAGUCAGUUGCAUAAAUCUACUUGAAUAACCAGUCUAGCAGUGGCAGACUAGUCACCACAUCUUCAGAAAGUAGUGGAGAGGGAGGCCACACACCGUAAAUAAGCUAUCUCUCCAUCCCAUCUUUUAUCAUCCCUACAGUUCAAGAUGGUGCGGUCUGUCAGAGAAGAAUGUAGUCAGCUGAGCACCAUACAAGACCUGAAGGACUCUGGCUUCGGCCGUCCUCCCCCCCGACACGGCCUCAAGCUCCUCUUCUGGUUCGCCAACGAGUGCGUGGCGUUCAAUCACCACGGCAACAUGCUGGUAAAGUGCCACCCUGAGAGAGGCGACUUCGGCUUCCACUACUUUGGCAACUUCGAGGAGAUUCUCCCAGUUCUAUCACGAGACCGCAGGGAAAGCUACUUCGAGGUGGGCAACCUGAACACAGAGACCUAUUCCAAAGCCGAGGACCUACCGGACUACGUGAGCCAGGACUACGGGCUUUCCCUGGGCUACCGCCUAUGCAACAAGGACCGCAUCAUCAUCAGGCUGAAGCAGGGGGAUGUGAAGGCCACCUAUGUCACCGAGCACAAGGAGAACGGCGGCCGGGGAGAGUUUGACUCAGAACGCACCCACCUUGUAAAUCCGGAUUUGAUCCGCAUCAUCCGGGAUCCUGAGCUGGAGCUAGCGACAUUCCUGGACCAGACGGGCUACAUGGGACUGUCUAUGAGAGAGCGCCUCCUCAGAGCUUUCAAGAAAAACUCGGAUCUCAUCUCAUGGGAGUAUGACUCCGAACCUUCCCAACCCUCAGAACGAUCUGGUUCAGACCAUAACACUUGGGAUCUGGAGCAGGACCAGACCACCUCCCAGACGGGACUCUGCACCAGAUCUUGCAAAGUCUUUAGUGUCUUUGCUGUCAUCCUAAUGGUUCUCCUGGUCAUCACUGUGAUUGUUUUGGUCAUCUUAGGGAAGUUGUAGAGAUAGCAGUCAUUGUAGCCGUUGUGCUGCUGCUGGUCCAUCAGAGUUGGGGUCAAUUCCAUGUAAACUCAGUCAAUGCAGGAAGUAAUCAGAAAUUACACAUUUUCCGAACAGAAAAGCUUUGGGAAAUGACUGAAUUGAAAUCUAAUUGACCCUAACCCUGAGGUUUGUAGAUCGUAAAUAAAAUAAUUAUGUUUUAUGAUUAUUUUAACUCAAUACUUAUAACACAUUACUCUUGUCUUUUCUCACUGGCACUGAUUCUUCACGUAUUUUCUUUCCAAAGACUGUGAUAUGUGGUUGUCGUUACAUACCUUAGUCGAAUGCACUGACUGUUAGUAGCUUUGGUAAAGAGUGUCUGCGAUCUUACUAAAAUAUGAAAUGUAAUGUUAUUUUUUAACUCUUUUUGUAAUCAAUAAGAUAAUGGUUUAGAAUAAAAUACAAAAGAAGA